This is a messenger RNA of Arxiozyma heterogenica, 1431 nucleotides long. It is a transcript of the gene TUB2, whose product is annotated as beta-tubulin. The transcript has a single exon. Gene Ontology annotation, cellular component: microtubule; cytoplasm. The record is from RefSeq and is a predicted model, not a curated record. The coding region runs from base 1 to 1431 and encodes 476 amino acids. NCBI's taxonomy places the organism in Eukaryota, Fungi, Ascomycota, Saccharomycetes, Saccharomycetales, Saccharomycetaceae. Gene Ontology annotation, molecular function: structural constituent of cytoskeleton; GTP binding; GTPase activity. Gene Ontology annotation, biological process: mitotic cell cycle; microtubule cytoskeleton organization.
AUGAGAGAAAUUAUUCAUAUAUCUACUGGUCAAUGUGGUAAUCAAAUCGGUGCUGCCUUCUGGGAAACCAUCUGUGGUGAACAUGGUCUAGACUUCAACGGCAAUUUGAAAUCCACUGCCACAGACUUACAAAGAGAUAAACUGGGUGUCUAUUUUAACGAAGCCUCCUCUGGCAAAUAUGUCCCAAGAUCCAUCAACGUGGAUUUAGAACCAGGAACCAUAGACGCCGUCAAAAACUCUAAUAUCGGUAACCUCUUCAGACCAGAUAACUACAUCUUCGGCCAAUCCUCUGCUGGUAAUGUCUGGGCAAAAGGUCACUACACUGAAGGUGCAGAGCUUGUCGAAUCCGUCAUGGACGUCAUCAGAAGAGAAGUAGAAGGCUGUGAUUCUCUACAAGGUUUCCAAAUCACUCAUUCCCUAGGUGGUGGUACUGGGUCUGGUAUGGGUACCCUUUUGAUCUCCAAGAUUAGAGAAGAGUUCCCAGACAGAAUGAUGGCCACUUUCUCCGUCUUACCAUCCCCAAAAACCUCAGAUACCGUGGUGGAACCUUAUAACGCAACUUUGUCCGUCCACCAAUUGGUGGAACAUUCUGAUGAAACCUUCUGUAUCGACAACGAGGCCCUAUACGAUAUCUGUCAAAGAACUCUAAGAUUAAAUCAGCCUUCCUAUGUCGAUCUGAAUAACCUGGUCUCCCGUGUCAUGUCCGGUGUCACCACCUCGCUACGUUACCCAGGGCAAUUGAACUCAGACUUGAGAAAACUCGCUGUCAACUUGGUCCCCUUCCCACGUUUGCAUUUCUUCAUGGUCGGUUAUGCUCCCUUGACCGCCAUCGGUUCACAAUCCUUCAGAUCCUUGACCGUCCCAGAAUUAACCCAACAAAUGUUCGAUGCAAGAAACAUGAUGGCCGCGUCUGAUCCAAGAAAGGGAAGAUACUUGACUGUCGCCGCCUUCUUCAGAGGCAAUGUCUCCGUCAAGGAAGUAGAAGACGAAAUGCACAAGGUCCAAACAAGAAACAGCGAUUAUUUCGUGGAAUGGAUUCCAAACAACGUCCAGACCGCCGUGUGUUCCGUGGCCCCAAAGGAUCUUGACAUGGCCGCCACUUUCAUCGGUAAUUCCACCGCUAUCCAACAAUUGUUCAGACGUGUCGGCGACCAAUUCACUGCCAUGUUCAAAAGAAAAGCUUUCUUGCACUGGUACACAAGCGAAGGUAUGGAAGAGAUGGAGUUCACUGAAGCUGAAUCUAAUAUGAACGACUUGGUCAAUGAAUAUCAACAAUAUCAAGAGGCUACUGUAGAUGACGACGACAUCGACGAUGAUAUCGAUAACGAUGGCUUGAUUUCGGGUAAUAAUGACGAGAUGAAUGAUCACUACGCUACCACAAAUGAUGCUUUAAAUCAUGAUGAACAACCAAUGCAAGAGACUUUUAAUUAA